AUGGCUUUCAUUUGGCAUAGUGCAUUGCUCUUGAGCUUCGUUGCUUCCAUUUCAGUGUAUGCAGAUGUCAAGCUGGACUGUAGGUCUGAGUUUGUGUCGCUGGUGUGGACGGAAAGCCGACACCAUGCUGAUCCAUCGCUUUUCCGUUUGGGGACCUGUGUUCCCACCAGCGUCUCUGCCCGGGAGGCAACUUUCAGUGUCGAGUAUACGGACUGUAACUUCAGGACACUGGUCACCGGCAACCAGGUAGUGCACACCAAUGACCUGACUUAUUUGUCUCCUGGUUCUCAAGUGCAAACCUUUGUUCAUCCUGUUGCUUGCAUAUUUGACAGGCCAAAAGGCUGGUCCCCACUCCGCUAUGACCCAGUGUUCUCAACCUACGGCCAAUCAGAUCUAGUGUUCCAUAUGGCACUUAUGAAUGAGGACUUCUCUGGCCCAGCUGAAGCCACCCGUUUUGCUCUCGGUUCAUUCAUCCCAAUCAUGGCUCGUGUGGCUGAAAAUACCCAUCAGCCAUUGCUCCUGCUGAUGGAAGAGUGCAUCGCCACCACGACACCAGAUCGACAGCCUGACCAUUUUUACAACAUUAUUGGCAAUAAAGGAUGUCUUUUGGACAGUAAGGUGUCUCGUUCCAAAUUUGAACCAAGGCAGGUGCCGUCAGAAAUCAGACUAUCACUUCAGGCAUUUAGAUUCGCUGUGGAAGAAGAGGUGUUUAUCCACUGUAGACUUGUAGCUUGGGAUCCAUCUGGUAUUGACAACACUAAGAAGGCGUGCAACUUUGUCAAAGGCCAUGGUUGGGAGCUGCUGGACAACCCCACUCAUAGCAAGUUGUGUGACUGUUGUGAAACUAGUUGCAAAUCCAGGUGGUCAAGGAGUGUAACUUCAGGGAAACAUGGAAUCAUCCAGAAUGCAGUCCUUGGACCCCUGACUAUCACUGAAGUAAGCAGCAUCUUCCUAUGA
Molecule: messenger RNA, 957 nt
Organism: Phycodurus eques (leafy seadragon)
Lineage: Eukaryota; Metazoa; Chordata; Actinopteri; Syngnathiformes; Syngnathidae
Product: zona pellucida sperm-binding protein 3-like
Exons: 9
Coding region: 1-957 (318 amino acids)
Biological process (GO): binding of sperm to zona pellucida; egg coat formation; positive regulation of acrosome reaction
Cellular component (GO): extracellular matrix
Molecular function (GO): acrosin binding
Source: RefSeq, a predicted model, not a curated record